UUUGAAUUCUGACAGAGGACGGCGGAAGCAGCAUGUAUGUGGAAGAGGUGAUCAUCGAUGGGUUCAAGUCGUACGCGACGCGCACGGUGGUGAGUGGGUUCGACCCUCGCUUCAAUGCGAUCACAGGUCUUAAUGGGAGUGGCAAGAGUAACAUCCUCGAUGCGAUUUGCUUUGUCCUUGGGAUCUCGAACCUAACGGCAGUUCGUGCCAGCAACCUUCAAGAACUGGUGUACAAACAAGGGCAGGCAGGAGUCACUAAAGCAAGUGUCACUAUCUUAUUCAACAACGAAGACAGAUCCAAAAGUCCUGUGGGGUACGAGCAGUACAAGCAGAUCUCAGUGGCGCGACAAGUUGUCAUUGGCGGGAAGAACAAGUACCUGAUCAACGGCCACACGGCCCAAGUGAACCAGGUUCAGAACCUAUUUCACUCUGUGCAGCUGAACGUGAACAAUCCGCACUUCUUGAUCAUGCAAGGUCGCAUCACGAAGGUGCUUAACAUGAAACCUCCCGAAAUACUUGGCAUGAUCGAAGAAGCUGCCGGCACGCGCAUGUACGAGAACAAGAAGCAAUCGGCACUCAAGACAAUGGGAAAGAAGGAAAAGAAAGUGGACGAAAUCAACAAGAUCCUGGCUGAAGAAAUCACACCAACACUGGAGAAGCUGCGCAAAGAAAAGAUGAACUACAUGCAGUGGGCGGCCAACAACACGGAAAUGGAACGCUUGACGAGGUUUUGCAUUGCUUAUGAGUUCACGAAAGCAGAGCAAAUAUCUGCUAAGUCGACGACGGAGCUCAAGGACAUGGAAGAAAAAGUCGAAGCCCUUGCGCAAUCGCGACGGAACCAUGAAGCACAGAUGGAGACGACUCAGGACAAAGUCGACUGCAUCAACCUCAACAAGAACAAGCAUAUGCGCGGAGAGUUCCAAGCACUAAAGGACAAGGAAGAGUCUCUCGGCAAAGAGCUCGUCAAGGUGCGGACCAAGCACGCGAACUCAAAGUCGACUCUCGACGCAACGGAAAAAAACGUACAGGCGUUGCGCGAUCAGUGUCGCGACGUCGAGUCGGCCAUCGACGCGAUGAAAGAGACUUUAGAAACAAAGCAAAGCGAAUUCGACCGCGUCCAUGAGAACUACCAGGAGAAAGCCGAUGCGCUGGCCGGUAUUGUCGACGAGAUUCAAUCGUUGAAUGCUGGGGUCAGUAGCCACGUGAGCAAGAAAUCGCUGGGCGAGCAAUUGGCGUCCAGUCAAAAGGAGCUCCAGGAGCAAACGUCGCUACUCCAUCAGCUCACGAUGAAGAUCAAGCACAUGGAAACUAACUUGAAGGCAAAAAAAGCCGCAUUGGAACAGACCAGGUCUCAAAAUGCAUCGAUGGAAGCGUCGUAUGGGGUAUUGUCUUCGCAAAUUCAAGAGAUCGAAGAUCAUAUUGCCCGUCUCGGAUUCAACGCCGAUGCAGAACACCAGGUCAAGUCGCGUCGCCACAACUUGCAGCAGAAGUUGCAUGCGUUGCAUCGAGAAUUGGACGAGGCGACGGCUAGCGUGUCGUCAAAGCUCCGCUUCGACUACCACAACCCCCGGAUUGACCCAGACAGUGUCAAGGGAAUGGUCGCCAAGUUGCUCACGUUGAAACACGACUGGAGUGCCACCGCGCUCGAACUUGCGGCUGGAGGCAAGUUGUACCAUGUCGUUGUCGACAGUGACCAGACAGGAAAGCAGCUUCUCCAACACGGCAACCUCAAGUCUCGCGUGACGAUUAUCCCUCUCAAUCGCAUCACGCGCAAGACCCUGCCGCCCCAAAAGGUGUCCACUGCCAAGUCGAUCGCCAUCUCUGAAGGUGGCCAGGUGUGGGAAGCGCUCGAACUUGUCGAGUAUGACCACGACGUCAAGCCAGCUAUGGAGUAUGCGUUUGGUACAACACUCAUAUGCGACAAAAGCGAUGUAGCCAAGCAAGUCACGUUUCACCGAGACGUCCAGACGCGAACGGUGACGCUUGAGGGUGAUUCGUUCGAUCCCGCGGGCACGCUGCAGGGUGGGUCCGCCCCCUCGAACAACUCGUCGAUUCUGAAAAAGGUCCAAGUCCUCGUUGACCUCACCCGGAAAAUUCGCGCCACUGAACGCGAACUUGACGAACUGGAAGCUCAAUUUAAGUCAUCCCAAAAGGACUCACUAAUUUACCACAAGCUCCAGCAGCAAUUGGAUCUCAAGCACCACGAGAAACAGAUCCUCGAAAGCCAAAUGCAAGCUACGUCAUAUGGCAUGAUUCAACAAGAAAUCGAACGCAUUCAGGACGAACUCAAGAACGCUACCCUUGGUGUGGAGACGACGAAUGCAUCCAUCACUCGUCAUCGCAACCAAGUGUCGACGCUGCAACAAGACAUUGAUUCGCUCAAGACAUCUCGUUCGAGCCGGUUGGCGCAGUUGGAAGUUCGCCAAAAACAAGUCAAGAUCGAAGUGACAACGGCCUCGAACGUGCUCAAGAAGUACGAACAAGAGCUCUCCGAGGCUAAGUUGGAGCUCGAAGCAGUACAGAGUGAGCGAGAGACUACUUUAGACUCACUCAAUGCUGCGGAAGAAGAGCGCGUGCGGCUGUCGAGUGACGUGAACAAAUGCGCUGAGCAACUUAGUCGAGUUGAAGCGGAAUGUAAAACUGUCGGGGAUCAACUUAAGGCAAAACGAGACGCGUUGAACGCUUGUGACAACGAACUCAAAACGUUGCAAGCACAGCUCAGCUCCCACCAAAAGGGAAUGAACGACUGCGACAUCGAAUUCAAGAAGAUCGAACACCGCAUCCAGCGCAUCCAGAAAGAAACGUCCAACUCUCGCACGGCAGUGACCCAUUUGCUCGAAACCCACAGCUGGAUUGCCAACGAGCGCCAGUACUUUGGCAAGGAACACACCGACUACGACUUUCGGCAGAAGGAUUACCCGACGGCUCAGAAACGAUUGGCGUCGCUGAAGGACACUCAAGGCGCACUGUCCAAAAAGAUCAAUAAGAAGGUCAUGGGAAUGAUUGAAAAGGCUGAGAACGAGUACCAGAGCUUGAUGACCAAGCGCGGCAUCAUCGAAAACGACAAGACCAAGAUUACAGCGGUUAUUCAAGAACUGGAUGCCAAGAAAAACGAAGCACUGGAAACGACCUGGAUCAAAGUGAACAAAGACUUUGGCUCGAUCUUCAGCACGCUACUGCCAGGCACCACGGCCAAGCUGGACCCGCCCGAGAAUGGCACUGUGUUGGAUGGUUUGGUGGUGAAGGUCGCAUUUGGGCAGGUGUGGAAAGAAAGCCUGACCGAGCUCAGUGGUGGCCAACGGUCGCUGCUCGCGCUUUCGUUGAUUCUGUCGCUGUUACUCUUCAAGCCGGCACCGAUGUACAUUUUGGACGAAGUGGAUGCGGCACUCGAUCUGUCCCACACGCAAAACAUCGGGCAAAUGAUCCGCACGCAUUUUUCGCACUCGCAAUUCAUUGUCGUGUCGCUAAAGGAAGGCAUGUUCAACAACGCCAACGUCGUGUUUCGCACCAAGUUCGUCGACGGCGUGUCCACCGUGUCGCGUAACACGCCGCAUUCGUCGCAAAGAUAACUUCACAAUAACUUACAUCCAUUCAUAAUAUGAAUUCAACCAUUUAAUGCAUA
Molecule: messenger RNA, 3622 nt
Organism: Aphanomyces invadans
Lineage: Eukaryota; Oomycota; Saprolegniomycetes; Saprolegniales; Verrucalvaceae
Exons: 2
Coding region: 33-3569 (1178 amino acids)
Biological process (GO): chromosome organization
Cellular component (GO): chromosome
Molecular function (GO): protein binding; ATP hydrolysis activity; ATP binding
Source: RefSeq, a predicted model, not a curated record